Molecule: messenger RNA, 3570 nt
Organism: Didymodactylos carnosus
Lineage: Eukaryota; Metazoa; Rotifera; Eurotatoria; Philodinida; Philodinidae
Source: the annotation of a GenBank genome assembly
AUGAGUUCCUCAGACAUCGAUCAAUCUCAGAGAGAAUUUUUUGCUCCGCCAGAUGAUGUUGAUGAAGAUGGUGACAUUACAUCGGAGUUGUGGCAAGAAGCGUGUUGGACCGUUAUAUCAUCUUAUUUUGAUGAAAAGGGACUUGUUCGACAACAGCUCGAUUCAUUUGAUGAAUUUAUUCAAAUGUCCGUUCAACGGAUUGUUGAAGAUUCUCGAGCAAUCGAAUUGCAAGCACAAGCUCAGUACUUGAGCACUAGUAAAGAGACACCGCCAAAAUACAACAUUAAAUUUGAACAAAUUUAUUUAUCAAAGCCAACUCAUACAACAAAUGAAGGAAGCGUUUAUUUGUGGCCAAAUGAAGCUCGUUUACGUAAUUUGACUUAUGCUGCACCAUUAUACGUUGAUUUGAAAAAAACCAUCACGAAAGAAAAUGAAAUACCAAAAGAAUCAAAAAACGAUAAAGUUUAUAUUGGUGAUAUUCCGAUUAUGUUACGUUCAGCCUAUUGCCUACUGUCAGAUAUGUCCGAUCGAGACCUAACUGAAUUAAAUGAAUGUCCGUUAGAUCCUGGCGGCUAUUUUAUUAUUAACGGGUCGGAAAAAGUACUUAUUGCCCAAGAAAAAAUGGCAACAAAUACCGUUUAUGUAUUUUCAAUGAAAGAUAACAAGUUUGCUUACAAAUGUGAAGUUCGAUCAGUAUUAGAAAAUUCUAGUCGUCCAACGAGUACAUUAUGGGUUAACUUGAUGGCUAAAGGUGGACAGGGUGGUCGAAAAAGUGCUAUUGGUCAACCAAUUGUUGGCAUAUUACCAUAUAUUAAUCGUGAAAUUCCUAUUAUGAUCGUAUUUAGAGCACUUGGACACGUAUCAGAUCGAGACGUUCUAGAACACAUUAUUUAUGAUUUUGAUGAUAUGGAAAUGAUGGAAAAAGUAAAACCUUCGUUGGAUGAAGCAUUUGUAAUUCAAGAUGAUAAAUUAGCAUUAGACUUUAUUGGCGCUCGUGGCAGUCAUGCCGGUGUACCACGUGAAAAACGUAUUCGCUAUGCAAAAGAUAUACUUCAAAAAGAAAUGUUGCCACACAUCGGCAUUACACAACAUUGUGAGACGAAAAAAGUCUUUUUUCUUGGCUAUAUGGUACAUCGUUUAUUGUCAGCUGCUCUUGGCAGACGUGAACUCGAUGAUCGAGAUCAUUUAGGAAAUAAACGAUUGGAUCUAGCUGGUCCAUUACUAUCAUUUUUAUUUCGAGGAUUGUUCAAACGACUUAUUAAAGUGAUAUCAUCAUAUGGACAAAAGGCUAUCAAUCAUGGUCGAGAUUUUGGUCAGUGGGUCGUUCGACCGGACAUCAUUACACAAGGUUUACGCUAUUCAUUAGCUACUGGAAAUUGGGGUGAUCAGAAGAAAGCGCAUCAAGCUCGUGCUGGAGUAUCACAAGUAUUAAAUCGUUUGACAUAUGCGUCAACAUUGUCACAUUUGAGACGAGUGAAUUCACCAAUUGGCCGAGAUGGAAAAUUAGCUAAACCUAGACAGUUACACAAUACUCUAUGGGGAAUGCUUUGUCCAGCUGAAACACCCGAAGGACAUGCUGUUGGUUUAGUGAAAAAUUUGGCAUUAAUGGCCUAUAUCUCCGUCGGAUCACAACCACAACCUAUUCUUGAAUUUUUAGAAGAAUGGUCUAUGGAAAAUCUUGAAGAAAUUACACCGUCUAAUAUUCGUAAUGCAGCAAAAAUUUUUGUUAAUGGAUGUUGGGUUGGUAUUCAUCGUGAUCCGGAUCAAUUAAUGAAUACUCUGCGACGUCUCCGUCGUCAAUGUGAUAUUAUUGUUAGUGAAGUAUCGAUGAUUCGUGAAAUACGUGAACGAGAAAUUCGAAUUUAUUCUGAUGCGGGACGAAUAUGUCGACCGUUAAUGAUUGUUGAAAAACAAAAAUUAUUGUUGAGACAAAGACAUGUUGAUGCAUUGAGAGAAAGCGAAUAUACAAGAUUUGGAUGGCAAAAUUUAGUUGCCGAAGGUGUUGUUGAAUACAUUGAUUGUUUGGAAGAAGAAACGAGUAUGAUUGCAAUGACACCCGAAGAUCUAUUAACAAAGGAUAAUCCAUAUUGUUCAACUCACACACACUGUGAAAUUCAUCCAUCAAUGAUAUUAGGUGUUUGUGCCAGUAUUGUUCCAUUUCCUGAUCAUAAUCAAUCACCUCGUAAUACAUAUCAAAGUGCUAUGGGUAAGCAAGCAAUGGGUGUUUAUAUAACAAAUUUUCAUGUUCGAAUGGAUACAUUGUCUCAUGUUUUAUUUUAUCCACAAAAUCCGCUCUCAUCCACUAGAGCCAUGCAAUAUUUGAGAUUUCGAGAAUUACCAGCAGGAAUAAAUGCUAUCGUUGCCAUUGCGUCUUAUACUGGUUAUAAUCAAGAAGAUUCAAUUAUAUUGAAUUGGAGUUCAGUUGAUAGAGGAUUUUUUAGAUCGGUAUUUUGGCGUUCAUAUCGUGAAUCUGAAGCACAACGGGGCGCUGAUCAUACAGAAACAAUUGAAAAGCCCGAACGAACGUCUUGUGUAGGAAUGAGACAUGCGAUUUAUGACAAAUUGGAUGAUGAUGGAAUUAUAGCGCCAGGCAUUCGAGUAUCCGGAGAUGAUGUACUUAUUGGAAAAACUGUUACAUUACCUGAUACCGAAGAUGAGCUCAAUAGUAAAAAUAAACGUUUUAUUAAAAAAGAUGCCAGUGUAUUUAUGCGUCAGAGUGAAACGGGAAUUGUUGAUCAGGUAUUAUUAUCGAUUAAUGACGAAGGUUAUAAAUUUGUUAAAGUACGAAUUCGUAAUGUUAAAAUUCCACAAAUUGGCGAUAAAUUUGCUAGUCGACAUGGUCAAAAAGGAACAUGUGGAAUAUUAUAUAGAAUGGAAGACAUGCCAUUUACUAGUGAAGGUAUCACUCCCGAUCUAAUCAUUAAUCCACACGCUAUUCCAUCUCGUAUGACUGUUGGUCAUUUAAUUGAAUGUCUUCAAAGUAAAGUUGCAGCAAAUAAAGGUGAAAUGGGCGAUGCUACACCGUUCAAUGAUAAUGUUAAGGUUACACGUAUGUCAGAUAUGUUACAAGAAUAUGGUUAUCAUUUGCGAGGAAACGAGGUGAUGUAUAACGGAUUUACUGGUAGAAAAAUGAAUUGUCAAAUAUUUUUGGGACCAACAUAUUAUCAACGAUUAAAACAUAUGGUUGAUGAUAAAAUACAUUCGAGAGCAAGAGGACCAGUACAAAUUUUGAAUCGACAACCGAUGGAAGGUAGAUCAAGAGAUGGUGGUUUACGUUUUGGUGAGAUGGAACGUGAUUGUCAAAUAUCACAUGGUGCCGCCCAAUUUCUUAAAGAACGUUUAUUUGAAGUAUCUGAUCCUUAUCGUGUACAUGUUUGUAAUAUUUGUGGACUCGUUGCCGUAGCAAAUUUAGCAGAAAAAACGUAUUCGUGUAAAGCGUGUUCAAAUACAACACAAAUCUCACAAGUGCGUUUACCCUAUGCGUGUAAAUUACUAUUUCAAGAGCUUAUAUCAAUGGGUAUCGCUCCAAGAAUGUUAGUCGAUUAAUGGGCUUUACUUUUUUUUCCGGGC